GUCCAGCACCCAGACAGCUGUGGGAGGAGAUGAUGCUGGUGGCAGAAGUUUCCCAAGCCUUUGAAGAGAAAGCAGCCUCUUCAGGAAUAAGGAGGAUAUGGAUGCACGUUCUCAGCUGGUUAUACCUCAGGCAUCUGUAUGCUUCGAGGAUGUGGCUGUGACUUUCACAUAUGAGGAGUGGAGACAGCUGGACACAGCCCAGAGGAUGCUGUACCGAGAUGUGACACUGGAGACCUGCAGGCAUCUUGUUUCCCUGGGGCUACUACUUUCCAAACCGGAUGUGAUCUCUCAGCUGGAGCAAAGAGAAGACCUGUGGAGGGUGGAGCAGGCAUCUCCCCAAGAUUGGAAGGCUACAUUAGAAAAGAAAAGACUGACUUCCAAUAAAGAUAACACUGGGGAAGAACCAUCCCACCUCAUGGAAAUGAAACUCUGCAUUGAAGAGGAGCACACCUGGUUGGUGUCAUUAAGAAAAGUGCAGGAUCAGAGGGACCAACUAGGGAAACACCAGGAGAACUCUUUGAGGCAGAUGGUACUCACCUCAGAGAGACUGUUUCCUCAAGGGGAACAUUGUGAGCUUGAACUUGGACAACGUUAUCCUCUGAGUUUAAGCCUCCUACCUCCAACAUUACCUACCAGUGUGCAUUUCCAUAAGUUCUACCCACAAGUAAAAAAGUUGAAACAAAAUUCAGUUUUCAUUAAUCAUAAGAAAGACUGGGUUGGUCUGAAGCCCUGUGAAAACCAUCAGCGAGCUAGAGCCUUCUGUCAGAGCAUUUACUUGAGUAAACUUCCAAACAUUGAAACAGGAAAUAAAAAGCCUUAUGAACACAUUGUCAGUGGUGACUCUCUCAGCUGUGGUUCCUCCCUUUGUUUUCAUGGCAGAAUUUUUUCAGCAGAGAAAAGUGAUGGCUAUGAGAACUAUGGAAACAUUUUAAGUUACGGUGUGUGUGUAAGUGAGCACCAGCUGGUAAAUUUUGGAGAAAGUCAGUAUGAGUGUGACGAAUGCAGAGAUGCCUGUUCUGAGAGUUCGUGCCUUAUACAAAUGCAAAGAAAUAACUCUGGAGAGGCUAUCAGAUGUGAGGCAGACUGUGAUGCCUUCCCCAUGGCCUCAUCUUUUUCUGACUGUAACAUCACUCAGACUGGAAAGAAGUCAAACGUGUGUAAUCAGUGUGGAAAAUCUUUCAGCUGUUGUUCUAAACUUGUUGUACACCGGAGAACACACACUGGGGAAAAGCCCUAUGAAUGUACUCGGUGUGGGAAAUCUUUCAGCCAGAGCUAUGACCUUGUUGUACAUCAGAGGACACACACUGGAGAGAAGCCCUAUGAGUGUAACCAGUGUGGGAAAUCAUUCACCCAGAGCUCCAAACUUAUAAGGCAUCAGCGAACUCACACGGGAGAAAAACCGUAUAAUUGUCUUGAAUGUGGAAAAUCCUUCAGGUGGAACUCUAAUCUCAUUGUACAUCAGAGGAUUCAUACUGGAGAGAAACCUUAUGAGUGUGCACACUGUGGAAAGUGCUUCAGCCAAAGCUCUGACUUCGUUGCACAUAAAAGGACUCACACUGGAGAGAAGCCCUAUGAAUGUAACCAGUGUGGAAAAUCCUUUAUUCGAAGCACUCAACUUAUUAGGCAUCUGCGAAUUCACACUGGAGAGAAGCCAUACAAAUGCAGUCAGUGUGAUAAAGCUUUCGCUGGGAGCUCUCACCUUGUUGAGCAUCAGAGAACUCAUACUGGAGAAAAACCUUUUGAAUGUAACCAGUGUGGGAAAGCCUUCACUGGGAGCUCUCACCUUCUUUCCCACCAGCGAAUUCAUUCUGGAGAGAAACCAUAUGAAUGUAAUGACUGUGGGAAAUCCUUUCGGCAGCGAUCUCAGCUUGUUGUGCAUCAGCGGACACAUACUGGAGAGAAACCCUAUGGAUGCAGUCAUUGUGGGAAGGCUUUCAGCCAGAGGUCUCCACUCAUUGUGCAUCAGAGGACGCACAUUGGAGAGAAGCCUUAUCAGUGUAAUGUGUGUGUUAAAGCCUUCAGUCAGCGAUCUCGACUCAUUGAACAUCAAAGAACACAUACAGGAGAAAAGCCCUACGAAUGUAUUGACUGUGGAAAAGCCUUUAAUGAUCGGUCAACCCUUACUAAACAUGAGCGAACACACACUGGAGAGAAACCGUAUGAAUGUAACUAUUGUGAGAAGGCCUUUAGUCAGCGGUGUCAACUUACUAGGCAUCAGAGAAUUCACACUGGAGAGAAACCCUAUGAAUGCAAUGAAUGUGGGAAAGCAUUCAGUUAUAAUACAUCCCUUAUUCAACAUGAGAAAGCUCAUGGGCAGAAACUCUGA
This is a messenger RNA of Carlito syrichta (Philippine tarsier), 2326 nucleotides long. Its product is annotated as zinc finger protein 544. The transcript has 5 exons. Bases 98 to 2326 code for a protein of 742 amino acids. Gene Ontology annotation, biological process: regulation of transcription by RNA polymerase II; central nervous system development. The record is from RefSeq and is a predicted model, not a curated record. Lineage: Eukaryota; Metazoa; Chordata; Mammalia; Primates; Tarsiidae. Gene Ontology annotation, cellular component: nucleus. Gene Ontology annotation, molecular function: DNA-binding transcription factor activity, RNA polymerase II-specific; RNA polymerase II cis-regulatory region sequence-specific DNA binding.